ACCAAACCUGGGCCCUCGGCCCUUGUUACAGUUGCCCCUGUAACAGGGAAGUCCUAAGUCCUGCUCAGAGCUGGAAAUCAGGCUACAGGGAAGUGUUGAAAUGAGGAAGGCGGACUGAGGCAACAAGAGCCAGCAGGAGGGCCUCACCCGUCAGGCUCGCUCUACUCCUGGGGUCUCACGGCCCGGAACUGGCCGUGCCCCUUUCCCGCUGAGAACUACCACUCGCCUCCCGCAGAGGCCCUGGGAGGAGUUGGCCUUGGCCUGCCUCUGUCGGCAGGAGGUCCUCAGGGCCUGGCAUGAGUCCUUCCUGGAGUCCGGAGGUCAGCACACAGCAGGGCAUGGGGUGGGAGAGGGGGGGCCAGCAGAGUCGAGAAACGAGUGACUGUUGGGUGUCUGCUGAGAAAUGCACAAAGCGCAGCGCAGGACAGGAAUUCAAGAAGCUCCCAGCAGGACCUGAAGACAGGCUGGGGCUCUCCCCCCUCCUCCCCUUCCUCCUCUGCCCUCCCGCCUGGCCAGUAGACCCCACCCCGUGGGGCCCGUGGAGCAGAAGCUACAGUCACUUCCUGAAGGCAGCAGCCCUGGCUCAGGUCCCACUCGCCCUGUGGCCCGUCACCCGCCUGCAGCCAUGGGGAGUCAUCAGGACUUUCGGAGCCUUCAAGCAAAGUUCCAGGCCUCUCAGCCCGAGACCGGCAAACUCCCCCAAGUAUCUCCAAAGCCCGAGUUCAACAAACUCCUCAAAAAGUUUCCACAGCCUGAGCUAGGCGAGCAUCCCAAGAAGCACCCCCAGCCCGAGUUCACUGAUCUGCCCAAGAAGCCCUGCAAACUUGAGUUCAGUGAACUCUCCAAGAAGGUCCCACAGCUCAAGGCCACUCCAUUCCCCAGGAAGCCCCUGCAGCCUGAGCUCAGCCACGCCCCAAGGCCCCCCACAGGGCCCAAGUUCGGUGCAUUCCCCAGGAAGUCCCAGCAGCCUGAGUCCAAUGAGGCCACCCUGAAGCCCCCCCAGCCCAAGUUCAGUACCGUUCCCGAGAAGUCCCAGCAGCCUGAGUCCAAUGAGGCCACCCUGAAGCCCCCCCAGCCCAAGUUCAGUACCGUUCCCGAGAAGCCCCCGCAGCUUGGGGUCAGUGGUCUCCCUGAGAAGUCCCUGCCGCAGCCCGAGUCCACUGAGGUCCCCCCAAUGCCCCCUUCAAAGCCCGAGUCCAGUGAGCCCCAGCCUCACUCCUCACAGCCCAACUUCAGUACAGUCCCCGGAAAGAUGCCACAGCCUCCGCUGAGUGACCUCCCCGAGAAGCCCCCGCGGCCCGAGUGUGGUGACCUCCCCAGGACGUCCUCGGGGCCCGAGUGCAGCCUGCUCCCCAAGGAGUUUCUGCAGCCCGAGUGGCGGGGGCCGCCCUGCAAGUCCUCCCAGCCCAAGCCCAGAUCUCUGCCCAGGAAGCAGGCAGAGUUCUUCGGUGACCUCCCUAGAAAGCCUCCACUCCCUGGCUCCCGUUCAGAGAGCUCACUGCCCACUGCCGUUGCAGGCUCCAGCCCUAGGUUCCCACUCAGCCCAGGGUUUGGAGCCAGGCAGCAGAGAUCUGGAGCCCUCACUUGCGGUGGAGGCUCGAGGCUGGGCCUCAAACCUGGCCACCCACCCCGGCGGAGGCCUCUCCCCCCAGUCAGCAGCCUGGGCGCCCCUCCAGCCAAGCCCCCACUGCCCCCAGGCCCCAGGGACGUCCAGAGAUUUCGAAGGACCUUGGCAGCAGGCACAGCUCUGCCGAGGAGCUUUUCUGCCGGCUUCCUGGCUCGACAGCCUGAAGACACCCCACAGUAUCCCCGCAGGGACCCAGAUGAGGCCUACAAGCUGUACGAGGACGUGGAGCCCACAGACGACUCCAGCCCCAGCCCCAAGGGCAGAGAUGAAGUGCUGUCUACCCAGCAACCCCCCAGGAGGCCACCACAAGACCAAGAGCCCAGGAAGGAGAAGGGCCCCCAGCCACAGCAGUUGCCGCCCACGGACCUGAAGUCUCUGAAGCAGAUCCGGAAGGCAGAGAAAGCUGAGCGGGAGUUCCGGAAGAAGUUCAAGUUUGAGGGGGAGAUUGUGAUUCAGACAAGGAUGAUGAUUGACCCCAACGCCAAGACCCGUCGCGGGGGUGGCAAGCACCUGGCGCUUCGGCGUGGGGAGAUCCUGGAGGUGAUAGAGUUCACCAGCAAGGAGGAGAUGCUGUGCCGGGACACCAAGGGCAAGUAUGGCUAUGUACCCAGAACAGCUCUACUGCCCCUGGAAACAGAGGUGUAUGACGACGUCGGUUCCUGGGCAGAUCCUCUGGAUAACCAACCAUUCCCCGGGGGACGAUAAGGCCUACAGGGGUGGGGACCCAGGACAACCCACCAAUCCAGCCACCUCUUAACCGAAGGAGCCCUGGAUCCCAGUUUGGCCGUCACAGAACUGCCCAGGCUCCUGUCUGACCACAGACACAGACCACAUAAAGCCCCUCUUUUAAAGCAA
Molecule: messenger RNA, 2482 nt
Organism: Orcinus orca (killer whale)
Lineage: Eukaryota; Metazoa; Chordata; Mammalia; Artiodactyla; Delphinidae
Gene: PRAM1
Product: PML-RARA regulated adaptor molecule 1
Exons: 10
Coding region: 626-2332 (568 amino acids)
Biological process (GO): protein localization to plasma membrane; integrin-mediated signaling pathway; T cell receptor signaling pathway
Cellular component (GO): plasma membrane
Molecular function (GO): protein binding
Source: RefSeq, a predicted model, not a curated record